Camelus dromedarius (Arabian camel) is the source of this 1984-nucleotide messenger RNA. It is a transcript of the gene RFX8, whose product is annotated as regulatory factor X8. Lineage: Eukaryota; Metazoa; Chordata; Mammalia; Artiodactyla; Camelidae. Gene Ontology annotation, biological process: regulation of transcription by RNA polymerase II. Gene Ontology annotation, molecular function: RNA polymerase II cis-regulatory region sequence-specific DNA binding; DNA-binding transcription factor activity, RNA polymerase II-specific. The record is from RefSeq and is a predicted model, not a curated record.
AGUGCGUCGCCGCCGCCCGCUAGCUCGCUGCCUCGGUGCUGCGGACCGGUCUGAGCCAUGGCCGAGGUUGUGCCGGCCUCCCUGUCGGGGAGCGCGGGCGGCCGGAGCCUGCACAGCGGCAUCAUUCAGUGGUUGGUGGACAAUUUCUGCGUCUGCGAAGGGUGCAGUGUGCCUCGCUGCCUCAUGUACGAGAUGUACGUGGAGACCUACGGGCAGGAUGCUCAGAACCAAGUUAACCCCGCCAUGUUCGGGAAGCUUGUGCACUUGGUUUUUCCUGAGCUUGGUACCCGAAGGCUGGGCACGAGAGGAAGUGCCAGGUAUCACUAUGAUGGAAUCUGUAUCAAGAAAAGCUCGUUCUUCUAUGCCCAGUAUUGCUACCUUCUGGGUGAAAAACGGUAUCACAGUGGAGACAUCGCUGCCUUUGAAAAAUCUACUAAUUAUAACAGCAUCCUCCAAGAAGAAGGAGCAUGUGACAGUCGUUCACCGAUAAAGACAGACCCCGCUGGACCACCUCUGUCUGAGUUCAGGAGAUGCCCAUUCUGGGAGCAGGAGCUGGCCAAGAAGUACUCCUGCACAACGCUGGCCUUUCUUGCUGACAAAUACUGCGGCUACUGCCAAGACGUUUUACAAAAUGUGAGGAACCAAGACCUCGAGAAGGUGGAGGACUCACUCACUUCCUUCUGGAAGUCCCUGCAGCAGGACACGGUCAUGCUUCUGUCACUGCCCGACGUGUGCCAGCUCUUCAAGUGCUAUGAUGUGCAGCUGUACAAGGGGAUUGAGGACGUGCUCCUGCGUGACUUUCUGGAAGAUGUGUCCCUUCAGUACCUAAAAUCUGUCCGGUUAUUUAGCAAGAAGUUUAAGCUGUGGCUUCUCACGGCUCUGGAAGGUUUCCCAGCCCUCUUACAGAUCUCCAAACUCAAAGAUGUUACCGUGUUUGUCAAAAGACUGGGAAGAAAGAUCUAUCUUUCCAACAUGGCUAAGACCAUGAGAAUAGUGCUGAAAAGCAGCUGGCGGGCCAGCACCCUGAAGUCGGACCUCCAUGCCAUCAUCUGUCAGGGCACUUGGGAUGUUCUCGAGACGGCCCCGCAGGGGAGCUGGAGCAGCGCGGAUGAUCCGGAGGAGAACACGGAGAUGAAAUGUUUGAGCAGUUUAAUUUCUUUGCUGGGGACGUCAACAGACCUCAGCGUGUUCCUGAAUUGUCUGUCUGCAAAUCUCCAAGCACGGGUCUUCCAGCCAAGCAGAAGCAGAGAGGAGUUUAUGAGACUGGCUGCCACUUUCCAGCUGAGAUGGAAUUUCCUCCUCACGGCCGUGAGCAAAGCCAUGACCCUCUGCCACAGGGACAGCUUCGGCUCCUGGCACCUGUUUCAUUUGCUGCUUUUGGAAUACAUGAUUCACAUAAUUCAGUCGUGCCUAGAAAAGGAAGAGGAGGACAAGGACAUGGGAAAUCUGAAGGACAUGCUACCGGAUGACCAGCCUCCUGUCCCACCAGACCAGGAGCCCUUCCACCGUCCAGAUGGCUCACCUGCUCAGGAGCCUGAAGUCCUGGGUGCGGACCUCCCCCGGGUGACGCUGAGACACAGGAGCCAGGACGGAUGUGACCCGGCUGGGAACAGUGUGGUGGUCAGGGUCCCGGGCUUCCUGGUGGACACCACCACCAGCAAUAAGCUCAUCCAGAUAUUGUUGGAAGAUAAGGCCACGGAAAGCACCAUCAAACUCAGCCUUCCUCUGGGACAGGAAACCCUCAUCACCCUGAAUGAUGGACAGAAAUUUGUGAUCCACAUAUCAGAUGUGUUAGUAUGUGAAAAUAUUUAUUUUAGGGAAAGUGAUGCUAAUGUGUAAGAUUAGUUAUUUCACUAGGACACAAGGAAACAGAUUUUCUAUUCUUAAAAAUGUAUUAAGUGCUGAAGCUUUUGUAUUGAUGAGAAAGAAGAUUUUAGGUGCGUAAUAGAUGUAGCACUAUUUUAUGCUUAUAUGUGUUUCAAGG